GCAUCCGAGACCUUAGGCAGCGCAGCUACCACCUCGCGCCGAAGGAGGGCCAGUCUCUCGACAUGCAGGUUCACGUGGUGGGCGUGAAGAAGCCCCACCUGAGCGUGAGCGACAUGAAAGACCAAGGGCUGGGUGUCCAUUGUUGGGCGGAUCGUGCCACGGCUGCCUACGCGGAGCUGCCAAGUGUACACGGGGGGCCACUGGCAGGCCCAGCUAUAAUACCGACCCCGCAGGAGAAGCUGCUGAGGGGCAUAAUAAUUUCGGCGCCAUUCGAGCAGGACCAACCUGGCCAUCUGGUAGUCCAUGAGAGUCCCCUGAAUGGUGAGUCGGACGUCGAGCGAGCACGGGUUCGAGCGCAACCGAGCCCAGUGCAGCCGACUCCAGAGGAGGUGGCGGAGCACGACGCGUGCAAUCUACCUCGCAGUGCGUGGCACAGACAUUUCAUGGCUGGCAGCGGCAAAGCGGAUCAACGUCGGCAGCAGGAGUUUGCGCACGCGGCGGCGACCAUCCAUGCGGAUUGUGGUUUCUCAGGCAAGAAGGUGGAUGUGGAGACCUCCGAGAGGGAGACG
Messenger RNA from Prorocentrum cordatum, 569 nucleotides. NCBI's taxonomy places the organism in Eukaryota, Dinophyceae, Prorocentrales, Prorocentraceae. The record is from the annotation of a GenBank genome assembly.